Molecule: messenger RNA, 1794 nt
Organism: Ceratosolen solmsi marchali
Lineage: Eukaryota; Metazoa; Arthropoda; Insecta; Hymenoptera; Agaonidae
Gene: elg1
Product: enhanced level of genomic instability 1
Exons: 7
Cellular component (GO): nucleus
Molecular function (GO): DNA binding; ATP binding; DNA clamp unloader activity
Source: RefSeq, a predicted model, not a curated record
CAUGACUUUAAUCAUUUAAAACAUUCUGGUAGUUUAUUUAAAUAUUUCAGUAAAAUAAUUCCUGAAGAAACUGAAAAAGAGAAACAUAUGAAAGCAAAAGUGACAAUCAAAGCAGAUGUUCAUAAUUCUCAAAUUUCUUCAUAUUCUAUUUGUACCAUAUUCGAUAAUAAAAAUAAAGAGUUAUCAAAAACUACUAAUGUUGCAAAUUCAGAAUAUAUACAUGAUGAUAUUGAUUUAAUAGAAUCAGAAAAAUCAUUUAUUCAGCCAAAUAAACAAAAAUGGUCAUUAAAAAUUCAGCUUCAAUCAAGUAAUAUACAUGUAUCAGAUAUAAUGAAUAUAUAUACCCCAUUAGAGACAUUACAAUUAGAAAAUAGCCAACAUAAUUCAAAAAAUGAAUUAUGUAAUAGUUUAUGGAUUAAUAAAUAUAAACCUAAUAAUAGUAUGGAAAUAGUAGGUAAUGAAGAAGGUGUGGCUAAAUUAAAAUCUUGGUUGAAAUAUUGGAAAUUGUUGAAAAAUAAUAAAGAAUAUAGUAGCAGUGAAGAAUUUUAUUCAUCUGAUUGUUGUGUAUCAAAUUAUGUAGAAAAUAAUAAAGUAGCUGUACUAAUUGGACCACAUGGUAGUGGAAAAACAGCUAGUGUUUAUGCCAUUGCUAACGAAUUAGGUUAUAAAGUUUUAGAAAUAAAUGCAUCGUCAAAACGACUUGGAAAACAAAUUUUAAAAGACUUUGAAGAAGCUACUAAAUCUCAUAGAGUGGAAAAGUUGCAUUUCAACAAUAUUUUUACUUCACUAUCAAAAAAAAAAAAAAAUAAUAACAUUUCCCAGAAUUCUCUUAUACUCAUGGAAGAUGUAGAUUUAGUUUUUGAUGAAGAUCAGGGGUUUGUAACAGCAAUGUUUCAAUUAGUUUCUAGUACAAAACGUCCAAUUGUUAUGACUCUUACAAAUAAUUGCUUUAAUCUGUGUAAAAUGGCACCACAAUAUCUUCAAAUUAAUUUUACAUCAGUAACUGGCAAAAAAGUAUUAGCAUUAUUACAACUUAUUACAUUGGCAGAAACAGGAUGCAAACUUUCCAUAAACUGUUUAAAUGCUCUUUGUCAAAAUGGAGACUUAAGAAAGGAACUUCUUCAACUGCAGUAUAUGCUAAUAUCAGAUAAGGAACAGAUUCCUUUCACUUCAUUGGCUAUAAAUAAUUCUUUUUUAAAGAAUAUACAAAUUUUUAUUUAUAAAUCCGCUAUUAAGGCAAGUAAAAAUAUAAAAAUGAAUCAUAUAUUCAAUGAUAAAAGUUUAAACACCGUUGUUCUAGAUAAAUUAGUUAACUAUUUAGAUAUUUUUAUAUUAAUAUCAGUACUAGUUAAUAUUGAUGAUCCAACGUCAUAUUUAUUUGAAUUAAAAUCUGAAUCUAGCUUAUCUCUUAUUGAACAUUCCGAAUAUUAUUCUAAUUUAGAUAAUAUAAGUGUAGAAAUUGGUUAUUGGUUUAAUGAUACAAUAAAUAAAUUAAUUUCUAAUGACUUUAAGAAAACAAAUAGUCAGAUAGAUAUAAACAAAUACCAGUUAUCAGUGAAAAAACAAAUAAAUAGCAGAAAAUCAAUCCUAUCAAAAAUUGUCUCAAACACAACCGACCAACAAGCUUUAGCCAUAGAUUACCUUUCAAAUAUUCGAACAAUAUGUAGAGCCGAAGAGAUUCGAAAUCAACUUAAUCAUAAAAGAGGCAACCGUUUUUAUCAUUAUUUACAAAGUUCAAAACUGAAAAUUGAAAAGUCAAGUAAUAUUUUAUCCAUUAUUACUACAAUUUUAUAG